Molecule: messenger RNA, 4030 nt
Organism: Cydia strobilella
Lineage: Eukaryota; Metazoa; Arthropoda; Insecta; Lepidoptera; Tortricidae
Product: solute carrier family 35 member C2
Exons: 7
Coding region: 154-1353 (399 amino acids)
Biological process (GO): UDP-glucose transmembrane transport
Cellular component (GO): Golgi apparatus; endoplasmic reticulum-Golgi intermediate compartment; cis-Golgi network
Molecular function (GO): antiporter activity
Source: RefSeq, a predicted model, not a curated record
CGUCAUACGUGACGUUUCUAUCCCAUCGAACACAGGAGUAAACGAAAUAAAAUAAAUUAAAUAGACAAAGUUAUUAAAGUUCCUAUACAUUGCAUUUAGUAGCUGCUAUGCAGCUGAGUGAGUUUGGGAUACCCGGACAGUCCUGCGCCCGCAAUGCCAGGGGUAAAAUAUGAGCAGCUGUCAACCAAAGCUGAAGUGGAAGAAGAUAUAACUACUGCUAAACCUAAGAAGAAAUGGUCUGAGGUCUGGUGCCAGAAGGGUCUGCUGUCCUUAGGGUUAAUUCUCCUGUACUUUUCGCUAUCGAUCGGACUGACUUUCUACCAGAGAUGGAUAUUAAAGGACUUCCGCUACCCCCUAACGGUGGUGAUGUACCACCUGAUAGUGAAAUGGUGUCUGUCCGUGUGCGUCCGCUGCGCGCGUCACUUCGUCACCGGCUCGAGCCAGCUGGUGCUGCCGUUCAUGACGUGCUUACGCUCCGUGGCGCCCACAGGACUCGCAAGCGGUAUAGACGUGGGGUUCUCUAACUGGGGCCUGGAGCUGGUCACCAUCUCGCUCUACACCAUGACGAAGUCCACGACCAUCAUCUUCAUACUCGGCUUCGCUAUCUUACUCGGUUUGGAGAGGAAGUCGUGGUCCCUUGUCGGCAUAGUGUUUAUGAUAGCCGCGGGCCUUAUCAUGUUCACAUACAAGGCCACCGCUUUCAACCUGCUCGGCUUCAACUUCCUGCUGGUGGCGUCGUUCGCCGGCGGUCUUCGGUGGACGUUCGCCCAGCUGCUGAUGCAGCGAGCGAGACUCGGGCUACACAAUCCGGUGGACAUGGUGUUCCAUGUGCAGCCGUGGAUGUUCCUGUCGCUGCUGCCCUUCGCCCUGCUUUUCGAAGGUUUAUCCUGUUUCGAGUACCUCCUGUCCCUGUCGCAAGGGGCGCUAGUGCCAACGCUAGUAAAGGUGUCUGGGGGCGCCACCAUAGCUUUCCUCAUGGAGAUCUCAGAGUUCCUCGUAGUGACCUACACAUCUGGCCUGACGCUGUCCAUAGCCGGGAUAUUUAAGGAGAUGUGCAUUCUAGUCUUGGCGGUGGAGGUGAGCGGUGACCGUCUGAGCGCGAUCAACGUGGCCGGCCUCGGAGUGUGUCUCUUGGGCAUCAUCGGACACAUUGUACAUAAGGUCCUCUUCAUAAAAUCCGUAACGGGCGCUGUACCAUUAGACGACCACUUUGAACCCGUCAGCCGCUCCCGAACGCCCAAAGGCGGCGGCGAACCCCUCCUUGAGGCUAAGUGGACGCACCCGAGCGACGACAGCGAUGUCGAUGCUAACUUGGUACUGUUCGAGGUGCUACAGAGAAGAGAUGGGAGGUAGGGAGGUCUGUUAAGUAUGUUAGCUGUGAAAAUAUAAAAUAAAAUAUUGUUCAAGUUGGCAUCAAGGCAUGUUUCACAAGUCAAUGCAACGUUUGCAGAGACUAUUUGUGGUAUUUUCUAUAAAAAGGGACCGUAUUGUCGAUGGUGCUUACGCCAUUAUUAACGAUGCUCCGAUAUAAAUACAAUGCCGAUUGCCGCGCGACGUAAGCGCCAUCGACAAUAAGGUGCCUUUUCAUAGAAAAUGCCCCAUUUCUUAAUUUUUUUGGUUUUUUUUGUUCUUGACAUUUCACAAUACCUAGGUUGGCCCUAGCUAUGUAUACAUUGACAUCUCUUUUUUUUGUGACAUUUGUUUUAUUUAAUAAUUUUAUAUUCUAUUAUUUGAUUUCUGUUCUAAUUUUAAGUUGACGAUCUUUUAGUGAAAGCCUUUGUUUUAUACCUUUUUAUAAAAUACUGUGCCUUUUUCUUUAAGAAAUAAAUAUGUGCCAUUUUCAACCAAAAUGGUACUUAUUGUCGGUUGUCAAUAAGGCGCUAUUUCCAUAUAGCUUCAAUUUAGAAUCACCGUUAUCGACAACCGACAAUGUGGUACCUUUUGGUUGAAAACGUCACAUAUAUAUAAUCUGAUCUUGUGUGACUUGUGAAAGGGCCCUUUGUGUGAUAGUAAUAUAUAGGCAGUGGUGCCGCUUUGAGUCGAGGCUUGGUAUCGUUAGUAUUUUGAGUGGUGCUGACGAGGUUUUUAAAGAGAUACAUGUAAGUCCCGGGGUGAUUAUGUAACAGUGUUACGAUCAAAAAAUAAUAACUGAUGUAAACUUUAUAACUUUGCCCAAAAACCACGCAAGUGACAUUAAAACUGUUAAUGUCUAAGUGGACGCACCCUCGAGGAUAAGUGGACGCACCCGAGCGACGACAGCGAUGUCAAUUUCUAACUUGGUACUGGUUGGGGUGCUGCAAAUAAAAUUAAAAAAAUUGUAUGAAAAUUGUACAUUCCACUACGUCACGCAUUAUACGCAUAUACAAAUAAAAAAACACACUAUAAAACAUGAAGUAAUGGAAUGGACAUUUUGGGACAUCUUUUUUUAAUGGCAGGAUGGAGAAUGCUGUCGAUUCUGAGCAGAAUCAGGUCAAGAAUGUCCAGAUUUGAAAUAAUCAAGUUUUCAAUAUUUAUUUUAGAAAAACGUCCAUUAAGAGUCCCCGGCAAGCUCGGUUCUCCAUACAAACGUAGUUCCGCUUAUUUUACGACUAGCUAGAUUGCUCUGAAGCUUUUUAUCUAUGUCUGUAAUUAGUUUACGUAGCUUCAGAUACCAUAGUUAAAAAAAUACAGCGAACUUAAGUUUUUCAUACAAAACUUGUUUUUGCUCUAUUUCAUUCGUUAUAUGAACUAAUUACAGACCUAAAUAUACCUCAUGUCAUUUUAUGUGCAAAGUUUCAUAACAAUCUAACACGUAGUUUUAAAAUGAGAGCGGAACUACGUUUGUAUGAAAAGGUGCAAUUAUCACUUGGCCAGGUGUUGUUCUUAAUGUCUAUUUAUCCUAUGUGUUUUGAAAUUAUUAACAUUCCUCCGUUAUUGUUACUUAUUAUUUAUAUUAAGUUCGUCUAAAAUAAAACUUUGUUAUUUACAAGCGACCCGCCCCGGCUUCGCACGGGUAGUUUAACAAAUUUACACAAAACCUUUACAAAUUAUACAUAUAAACCUUCCUCUUGAAUCACUCUAUCUAUAAAAAAUACUAGAAUCAUUUGAGAAAAUUCAUAAUAUACAAACUAAAUACCAUCGAUUCUUGUACUACAAUUUGUAUUUAUAAUUUUUAAUAGAUAGGUAUUCACUAAAAACUUUUACGUAACCUAUACGUAGUUCAACAAAUUUACACAAAACCUUUACAAAUUAUACAUAUAAACCUUCCUCUUGAAUCACUCUAUCUAUAAAAAAUACUAGAAUCAUUUGAGAAAAUUCAUAAUAUACAAACUAAAUACCAUCGAUUCUUGUACUACAAUUUGUAUUUAUAAUUUUUAAUAGAUAGGUAUUCACUAAAAACUUUUACGUAACUUAUACGUAGUUCAACAAAUUUACACAAAACCUUUACAAAUUAUACAUAUAAACCUUCCUCUUGAAUCACUCUAUCUAAAAAACCGCAUCAAAAUCAGUUGCGUAGUUUUAAAGAUGUAAGCAAUUAAGCAUACAUAGGGACAGACGGACGGACACAGGAAAACGACUUUGUUUUAUACUAUUUAGUGAUAAUAGGGUUGUUGACAUGUUGAAUUUUAUAACUAAAUCUAGUUCAAAAGAUAGAAAAUUAGUAAUUUAUCACAAUAAAUUGGAGACUUAAAAAAUAUAUGGAUAAAAUAAAAAAUACUUACCUGUUAAAAAAAAUUAACUUCCAAAUAGGAAAAAAGCAGGUACUAUUCGAUUCCUUACAUUGUAUUGAAAAAAUAUUAUAGCUACAAUAUACAUAAACGUAAUAUUUUACCGACAAAAUCGCAAUUUCCUUAUUUUCCUUACAUCGAAACGGCUUAUAGCAAUAGCGACGUUACAUGCUGACGUCACGAUGUAUUGCCAUUUAGUUAGGAGCAUAUCGUCAAUAAAGCGCGGGUGCCAGACUUUGACCAUCAUUUGUGACUUGUAUUGCUUUAAGACAAUAGGUCCCAUACAGGCAUUUGAUCCUCAAAACAAACCUGAUCUACUGAUA